This is a messenger RNA of Suillus plorans, 1932 nucleotides long. Its product is annotated as sulfide-quinone oxidoreductase. The transcript has 9 exons. Gene Ontology annotation, cellular component: mitochondrion. The record is from RefSeq and is a predicted model, not a curated record. Gene Ontology annotation, molecular function: sulfide:quinone oxidoreductase activity; FAD binding. NCBI's taxonomy places the organism in Eukaryota, Fungi, Basidiomycota, Agaricomycetes, Boletales, Suillaceae. Bases 186 to 1538 code for a protein of 450 amino acids.
GGAAAUUGGAAAUCCGUUUGUGUUCGACAAAGCCCUCCCCCACGGAAAUUCUGAUUCCCCGAAUUUCUGAGCAUUCUCGCUUAUCUUUUUAGUGAUGGGAAUCCGUUUGCAUUCGACAAAGCUCUUCUUCCCUACACUAACGUGGGAGUCGAGGAUCACUUGCGCCUUGUUGUUUUACUAUCAUCAUGUCGAACAUGUUGCUAGCAUGUCGGCGUGUAACAGGCCCGCGUGCUCGACAAACUGUCGCUCUAGCUAGGUAUGCCAGUACGAGCACCAAGGAAAAAUUCCGAGUGCUUGUUAUCGGAGCAGGUUCUGGUGGAUUGACUGUUGCCAACCAGAUAUACAACCGCUUUAAGGCUGCUGGAAAGCCUUUGAAUGCAGGGGAUGUGGUUGUCCUUGACGCAGCAGACUAUCACUACUAUCAACCCGGCUGGACUUUGGUCGGUGCUGGUCUUGGCUCUAAAACAGAUUUCAGACGACCGCUCGCGUCCCUAUUCCCGCCGCAUAUCACGCAUAUCGCAGAGAAUGUCAAGUCAUUCUAUCCGGAAUCGUCAUCAGUCACGACAACGUCAGGUCGGACAAUUUCAUACGAUUCACUUGUCGUGGCAGCAGGUUUGAAAAUAAACUGGGACGGCAUCGCUGGGUUGCCGCAGGCUCUCGCUGAUCCCUCCUCUGGAGUGUCAUCGAUAUAUUCCUAUGAUACCUGCAGCAAAGUUCAGCACGACAUAGAUGCUCUCAGGUCUGGAAAUGCUAUAUUUACCCAACCUGCGGGUAUCAUCAAAUGUCCAGGAGCUCCGCAGAAAAUCAUGUGGAUGGCCUGGGACAGAUACCAAAAAUCAGGCCGAGGAAAUAACAUUAAAAUAGACUUCAUGAAUGGCAUGCCAUCCAUGUUUAGCGUCAAGAAGUAUUCGGAUGCCCUAAACGCUCUGCGCAUCGAGCGGGGUAUCGGAGCAGAGUUCCAACACAACUUAGUGUCUAUUGAUGUUGCGAACAGGAAAGCAACUUUCAAGAAGGAUGACGGUUCGACCACGGAUCGUGAUUUCACCCUCCUGCAUGUCACGCCGCCUAUGGGACCGCUAGACUUCAUCAAAGGAUCGCCUAUCGCUGAUUCAGCGGGUUGGGUAGAAGUCGAUCAGGCGACUCUCAGACAUGUCAAGCCCGAGUUUGGAAACAUAUUUGCCUUGGGUGACUGUUCCUCCCUACCCACGAGCAAAACGAUUGCCGCCAUUACAUCUCAGGCUCCUAUCCUGACGGAAAAUUUAUUUUCGGUUAUGGACACUGGCAAAGUUAGCAGUGCAAAGUAUGAUGGCUAUACAAGUUGUCCGCUUCUGACGGGGUAUGGGGAAUUGAUGCUAACCGAGUUUAUGUAUGGAUUUGUGCCCAAAGAGAGUUUUGCCAAUUACCUGGGCGAUCAGACGAAACGGAGAAGAAUAUUUUACCACUUCAAAAAGGACCUUUUUCCUUGGGUUUAUUGGAGUCGCAUGGUUGACGGAAAAUGGUUCGGCCCUUCAGGACCCUUCCGUCCCAAGUUUGUAUGAUGUUGACAUUAAGGAAUUAUUGAAAGUUUCACGAGUCAAUUGAGUCACCCCUUCGUAGUUACAGGCUGUAACCCCUGUUCGUAAUACAAAAGAUUGGUACUCGAUAAAUUCCAGCGACGUCAUGAGCAUCGCCUGGAGGUACUCCACCGAGUCACAUCCCUAUGAGUCAGAACCCGUUGGAGAUCCGGUUGGGUUCUGGUGCCUGAAUCCACCAUGUAUGAUUCACGGGCAGAGGCAGAGAUCACGACCUAAACAGGUAUGUGUUACGUGUACGGCUCCGGGGACCAUUCGAUCCGUGAGUGGGUCCACAGCGUCUGAUCAGCAGUUCCGAGUCGACUUCGACCUAGUAGUAGUAAUAGUAGUAAAGUAACUAGUUCAACAUUGGGAUAUCAGC